Linnemannia hyalina is the source of this 1752-nucleotide messenger RNA. NCBI's taxonomy places the organism in Eukaryota, Fungi, Mortierellomycota, Mortierellomycetes, Mortierellales, Mortierellaceae. The record is from the annotation of a GenBank genome assembly.
AUGGCGUUCGAGUGCCGCUUCCGGCUCUGUGACGCCCUUCACAGAACAAAGGACAUCUACGACGUCCAGGCCAAGACCGAAAAUGUCAGCUUACCGGAUCGCAUCGAGGGUAAGCCCCACAGCCACGCGUUGGUGGACUACACCGGCGAGUACGCCAAUCCUGAAAUCGGCAAUACCGUGGUUAAGCUUCAGGAGGACGGGUCGUUGUUUAUGAAGGUCAGGACGUUUGAGAGCAAGUUGGAGCACUAUCAUUACGAGUCAUUCAAGGGCCGUAAUGUCGCUGAUGCUACUGCUGAUGGCAACCAUAGGUUGUUCUUUGAGAAUCUCCCCACCGUCCUGGAGAAGGCUCGUGUAGAAGGCGGUAUCCCCGGUAUGUCUGUUGCGAUCAUGCACAAGGGCCGUCUUGUCUUUGCUCAGGGAUUCGGAAGGCGUAACAUCAAAGAUCCAUUCACGACAAAGGCAUUUACUGCUACGGCUGUGGGUGAAUUGGUGGCAGAGGGUAAGGUCGACUGGGAUAUCACCCCCGUCUCUCAGUACCUCCCCGAAUUUCAAUUGAAGGAUCCUGUCCUGACCUCGCAAUUGACUUUUGCCGACUUGCUCUCCCAUCGAACGCCCUUUCCUUACAUUGACGUGGCAUGGUUCAGGAACGAACAGCCGCGCAGGAAGUUGAUCAAGCAAUUGAGAUACCUUGAUAUGCCGUCAAAGCUACCUCGCGACGUCAACUACAACAACGUCAUGUACGCCGUCGCCGGAGAGGCUGCCGCCAACGUCGCCGAAAUUUCGUAUACAGAACUGAUCAAGACCAAGAUAUUUGACCCCCUCGGACUCAAGGAUGCAGGACUCUCACAAGCAGAGAUGGCGAAGCGAUCCAAUUAUGCGGUUCCAUACUAUGCCGCCACUUUUGCUGACGCCAGGAGCGGGAUUUAUACAGAAGGAUACAUGGAUCAGAUCCCGAUGUCUGAUGCACCUGCUGGAGAUAUCUACAUGAACGUGUUGGACCUGGUCAAGUGGGGCGGUGUGAUCAUGAACGAGGGUGAAUUGGAGGGAAAGCAGGUUUUGAGCAAAAGAAGCGUCCAGGAGACAUUGAAGCCUCACAACGUAUUUUUGGAUGAUGAACGUCGGCCUGGUUUUGCACCUACUACAGGAUAUGGGUUUGGUUGGAUUCUGGAUUCGUACAAGGGUCAUGCUAUUAUGAGCCACGGCGGAGGAAACCCUGGUUACAGGUCCAUGCUGGCAUUCCUGCCGGACGACGACCUUGUCCUCGCGUUCUUGAGCAACAUAGAGGUUACAAAUCUCCCCGGCAGCAUCCUAUAUUACAUGGCCGACGAACUCUUGAACUUGCCAAAGACCGAGGACUGGAUCGACGACGUCGCCGUUAAGAGGACCCAAGAGACCUAUAAAGUCCGCGGCGGCAAUGAAAAUGGCGAUUUCCCUGACCGUAUCGAAGGAACACGCAACAACCAUGCCUUGGUCGACUACACCGGCGAGUAUAGCCACCCUGUGUUUGAAAAGAUUGUGGUCACGCUUCAGGAGGAAGGGUCGUUGUUUAUGAAGAUCCGGACGUUGGAGACCAAGUUGGAGCAUUAUCAUUACGAGUCAUUCAAGGGACACGUGGAAGACUUUUCCGCUAGGGGGAAUGUCUUUUUUACGUUCUUUACGGGUUCGAAUGGUCGUGUUGAGUCGGUGGAGGCUACGCUUGUUUUGGAUUCUGGACCCGAAGUGUAUAAGAAAAUGGAGACGUCAAAGCAAUAG